GUAAAAAGACACCUAAGGGUAUUGGCUGUCAAACAAAACCUGACUGAUAUCCUUUAUGGUAUGAUGGGAUUUGAGGGGCAGGUUCUGCCCGUUAAUGUGGCCCUGCUUGCCCACACCAUAAUCUGUGAGCUCUGUCCACUGUAAGAGUAUGGUGGCUGUUUUGAGAAUUAGAUUUUUCCUCCCUUAGCCAUGGGGUGCCCAUGGUGCUCAGAAUUGCACAGUGCUGCGAACCUAACAGCAGGGAAAACCGAACCUCUGUAGCAUGUUCCGUAUACUAUAAUGACCUUCCAGCAUCCAGCCUCCCACACAGCAGAGUAUUUUUAGCCGUUGGCCUACACGUUACAUGAGUACGAGGUCUUAAUGUGUAUGAUCUCUGAACUCCUCAAUGGCACCUCUUCAUGGCUUGAGCACAAGAAAAUAUGAGCCCCCCCAAAAGAGCUUUUGAAAUUAACGAGAGCGAAGGCUAAUUUGUCCUCAGACGUGCAAAAUAUGUCAUAUUGACUAAUGUCACAAAGUGCACGGCACACUAAAAGCCAUGCUUCCACUGACUCUAAAUAUAAAAGGAACAACAAAAAAGGCUCUUUAAAAUAAUAUCUGGUGAAAUGGCUGAGUCGCUUAGCGGGAUGGGCUGUCAGGCUAAUUGGGUAGAGGUCAUGGACAAACAAGAAGGACAGGAUGGAAAGGAGAGGGCAAGGAAUGUUCAGAAUGAAGGAGUGAAAGUAAAUAAAACCCCCUCCCUCAGCCCAGCCUAGACGUCAACUGGAGAAGCUUUGUAGGUAGAGCGAAGACAUGAAAAGUAUGAUCACUGAUCACGUUUCAACGGAUAUGGACUUGGCGCCAAGUAAGAGAUGCACAGAAGCAGACACUGACACUCUCAAGCGGGGACACGAUCCACUACAUGUGACGCCACGUGUUUGUUUUGCCAAACCUAAAAAAUGACGGGAAAAAAAACAAACAAAAUACUUAAUUUGUGUAUACAAUAAUACAUAGAUAUAAGCGCGCAAGACGAUAUAUGCAUAUAUACACAGAUUACAAGUUUUGCAAGUUGUGUCGUUUACAAGUUUACCUUCAUUACAAGUGUGAAUUUCAGUGUUUUUGCGAGCCCUGUGCAUGGAGCCGCCCGCGCACCAGUGCUCAUGUGAUUGAUGAUAGUUCAAUGAGAUAUAAAGAAAAGAGGUGCAAUUUCGGCAAGCCUGUAGUUUCAUUACUAGGGAACCAGAGCCGACACCCGGAAAGAGGCGGGAGAAUAUGCAACUGGAAGUGCCGCUUCUCUACUUAAAAAAAAAUACUUAUAUUUAUCACCUGCCUACCUAUAAAACACCGUUAAAUGAUCUCACACCGAGCCGAUGGUGUGCCUUUGGAUCCUGGGUGAUUCAGCUGACUUGCGUGCAUUCCCGUUUGGAUCAGGCAACAGGGAAGAAAAGCUGCCCUGUUUAGUAUGACAUAUUAUAAAAUUACGGCGGUACGGAAAUGGAUGCUGAUGCAUUGUGUGUCGGGUUUCACCGGGGUGCUUUUUGCCCAGCUUCGGGGUCUAUUUUGAGGCGAGCAUGUUUCGCCACCUGUUCAUCCUCUUCAGACUGACCGUUCCCCGGCUCCGCCGAGCGCCCGUCCCUGAGACGCCGAGCCCAGCUCAACAUUCAUUUACUUUGACGGUCUCUGCGCGACCAUUCGCCCGCUUUCUCCGCGGAUCUCCAGCCUCUGCCUGUCUAUCUUCCCCAGGAUUUUUUUUAAAACGUUUGCGCAACUUGAUAAGUUAUGGCUGAUGCGGGGCACCACCAAGAUCGACGAGACGAUGCUGUUGAUGAUGAAUUUGGGGAAAUUAUCAGGAGCCGAUCCGAUGAAAGAGAAGAUGUUCAAAAGAAAACUUUCACAAAAUGGAUAAACUCUCAGUUUGCUAAGGCUGGGAAGCCUCCAAUCAAUGACCUCUUCACUGACCUAUGUGAUGGACGGCGCCUCCUGGAACUGUUGGAGGGUCUGGCAGGACACGAACUAGCCAAAGAAAAGGGCUUCACUCGUGUUCACUCGCUUAACAAUGUCAACCGAGCACUCCAGAUCCUACAGAAAAACAAUGUUGAAUUAGUGAAUAUAGGUGGAGUCGACAUCGUCGAUGGCAAUCACAAACUGACCCUGGGCCUCAUCUGGAGCAUCAUCCUCCAUUGGCAGGUAAAGGAUGUGAUGAAAGAUGUAAUGGCUGACCUACAACAAACUAACAGUGAAAAGAUUCUGUUGAGUUGGGUACGUCAGUCUACCCGGGAUUAUCUGCAAGUCAAUGUGGUCAACUUCUCCAGCAGCUGGUCUGAUGGCCUGGCAUUCAAUGCCCUUAUCCACAGCCACAGACCAGAACUGUUUGAGUGGAGCAGUGUGGAGCAGAAGCAGACAGACAUCGAGAGGCUCGACCAUGCCUUCAGUACUGCCAAGGACCACCUGGGCAUAGAAAAACUGCUGGAUCCUGAGGAUGUGGCCACAACACAUCCUGACAAGAAGUCCAUUCUGAUGUAUGUCACCUCGCUGUUCCAAGUGCUGCCACAUGGUGUCACCAUGGAGGCUCUCCGGGAGGUGGAGAGGCUUCCACCAGCCCCAAUGGCUCUGGAAGACCAUGUUCAGAGCAAGCAGCGCUUUUCCCAGCAGAUUACAGUGAAUGUGGCUCAGGGUUGGGUUCGUAGCCCCUCCCCUACUGCUAAACCACGCUACAAAAGUUACGCCUACACUCAAGCAGCUUAUGUCAAGUCACCUGAACAAAAGAGGCGACGCUUUACUUCACAGUCUCCAGACAGCCAAGGGGAGGAGGCAAGCAGUAGUCCCAACCCCCAUCGGGACCUGCAGCUAGAAAGGUACCAGACUGCUCUGGAGGAAGUUCUCACCUGGCUGCUUUCUGCCGAAGACAGUCUGCAAUCUCAGUCCCCCAUCUCCAACCAAGUGGAAGUGGUUAAGGAGCAAUUCCACACCCAUGAGGUAAGGUGCCAUGCAAGUGGCUUAGGAGAGCAAAAUACAAGAAGCAGAGCACCAAGGGUUUGGACCACAACCAGAUUUAAAGGGUACACUCCAAUUUUAUGAGUAAGGUUCCAUAUCAUACCAAACAACCUCAGUAAGGAACCCCAACCUGAGAGCAAGGGAUAUACAUUUAAGAAGUUGCAAGAAAAAUUUGGGAAAUAGCUAUCUUAGGUACAGCAGAUAAUUGUGGAUUGUAAGUGCCUUAUACACAAAGAGGAAUUGUGGUAAUAACUUCAUUUAUAGAAAGCGGAGAGGCUGCUGACACAUGAUGAACAAGCAC
Paramormyrops kingsleyae is the source of this 3271-nucleotide messenger RNA. Lineage: Eukaryota; Metazoa; Chordata; Actinopteri; Osteoglossiformes; Mormyridae. The record is from RefSeq and is a predicted model, not a curated record.